This is a messenger RNA of Notothenia coriiceps (black rockcod), 580 nucleotides long. Its product is annotated as semaphorin-4B-like. Gene Ontology annotation, biological process: axon guidance; neural crest cell migration; positive regulation of cell migration. Gene Ontology annotation, cellular component: plasma membrane. The transcript has 3 exons. NCBI's taxonomy places the organism in Eukaryota, Metazoa, Chordata, Actinopteri, Perciformes, Nototheniidae. Gene Ontology annotation, molecular function: semaphorin receptor binding; chemorepellent activity. The record is from RefSeq and is a predicted model, not a curated record. The annotation marks the transcript as partial.
ACGGAAAGCUUUUCACCGCCUCGACCACCGACUUCAGAGGGAAAAUAGCUCAGAUCUCCAGACACUUCAGCCGGGGGGGGCAGGACGUCAGCCAGGACACCUCCAUCGCCCUACUGCAGGAUCCGGCGUUCGUGGGCUCGGCGGCGGUGGACAUGAAGCUGUUCUUCUUCUUCACUGAAGUCGGGAAAGAGUUCAGCUUUGUGGACGAGCUGCGGAUCGCUCGCGUCGCUCAAGUCUGCAAGGACGAUGUGGGGGGGCAGCGGACUCUCCAGAAUAAGUGGACGUCCUUCGCUAAAGCGCCGCUGCUCUGCCAGGUUCCCAGACAGCUUCCCUUCAACGUCCUGCAGCACGUCUUCACCCUCCCACCACCGGAGGGCGCCAGCUCCUCAGAGACGCUGUUCUAUGGCGUCUUCACCUCGCAGUGGUACGGGGCCAGCGGAGGAUCACUGUUUCUGCCUGAUUUUCACUGCGCAAGCUCGAGUUGGUCCUCCUUAUUGGACCGUUAUGUACAGCAUUCUGACACAUCGGCGUUUCACAAAGAAGACAAAAACCCCGAUCACAUUCAUCUGAACGAGAGAGC